CACCGACCACAAAAAGAGAAGAGAAGAACAAUAAGCUGCUCCAGGUUCUCUUGGUUAGUUGAACAUGUUGGACUUCAAGUCAACCGUGACGUUUCUGCUGGUGGGAUGCCUCCAUCUUCAGCUCUGCUUUUCUGCACCAGUUGAUAAUGUUAAAGGUCCACAAGCGCCACCUUCAAACACAAGUCCUGUCGGAAAUAACGGAGUUAAAGUGCCCCCAGCCCACCCAACAAUUGUGUCGUCUAACGCAGGCAAUGUUGGGAGCGGAAACAUGGUCCACGUUACUCCUGGAGCUCCUGGAAAUCCGGUGAAUUCCUCAGGGUCAGUCGUUGCCACCGGGAGCCCCAAACCACCAGUAACGGCCAUUUCUACGUCUCACGGCACCUCGGCUAACGCUUCUAACGGAGCUGCCCCUGUAAUCCCUUCUGCUGGAGUAACUACAAGCCCUUCAAACACAGCCACUGGUUCCACAGCAGGUUCUUCCGGUUCCGGCAACAACGUAGCUGUUGGCGUUUUACCUGGAGUUUCCCCAAGAGCUGGCAAUCCAUUAAACGCAACCUCCCCUGCCGGUGGUGCCUCUGCAGUAACUCCCCCAACCAUCGGCAGCGCUACUGCUGCAUCCAACCACAAUGUGCCAAAUGGAGAAGUCGUAAGCAUUAACGCUGGAGGAGGCAAUCCUGCUGUGUUCAACCCCUGCCCUGACCAGUGUCCCAAAGGUAUCGGUGGAAACCCCCCAUGCGUAUGCCUGAACUCAGUGCCCGGCGUGAAAGGACCUAACGCCGGGGGACGCUUUUAAGAAACAAAAUCCCCGAAAGCUCUGGAAUAACCAAGGUAUAUUCCGGAUGACUUCGCGCAGACGCGUUCCGCAGCUUCACACACUACGUGACCUCACACCCUGUAUGCGGGGGUGCUUUUUUUUUUUUUUCUAGUGCAAUAAAUUAAUUCAAUAUUUCAGCAUAAAAAAAA
Messenger RNA from Spea bombifrons (plains spadefoot toad), 963 nucleotides. RefSeq lists its product as uncharacterized. The record is from RefSeq and is a predicted model, not a curated record. The transcript has 12 exons. NCBI's taxonomy places the organism in Eukaryota, Metazoa, Chordata, Amphibia, Anura, Pelobatidae. Bases 65 to 793 code for a protein of 242 amino acids.